Molecule: messenger RNA, 2768 nt
Organism: Panicum virgatum (switchgrass)
Lineage: Eukaryota; Viridiplantae; Streptophyta; Magnoliopsida; Poales; Poaceae
Product: putative wall-associated receptor kinase-like 16
Exons: 4
Coding region: 403-2604 (733 amino acids)
Biological process (GO): protein phosphorylation; cell surface receptor signaling pathway
Cellular component (GO): plasma membrane
Molecular function (GO): protein serine/threonine kinase activity; ATP binding; calcium ion binding
Source: RefSeq, a predicted model, not a curated record
GUUGGCAGGCUCGCCAUUUAUAAAGAAACGAGCCCAUUUAAUAGGCAUUUGGAAGCAGGAGCAAGGAUUGCAUCAUGGUGCUCCACAGCUGAUUGCUUCCUGUGCGCUGCUAGAGUGAUGAGGAUAUAUGCUGCUGGAGGACAAUUGGUGGUUCCUAUUCAGUCUUCCCCUUCUUGUUGAGAUAAUCUUUUCUUCUACGUCUUUUGCACACUUGCAGUGUUAAUUGAUGAUUAAUUACAGCAAUCUUUUCUUCUCAAAGGAAACCUGGAGGAAAUAAUUUGCCCUUUUCUUCUAUUAUUGUUUCUCUAUAUGUUGGAUUGCUGAUAAUCUUGCCCAAGCACAACCGAGGCUGAGAUCGAUAAAUAGCCUGUCUUAUACUAUUGUCAAAUAACAAAGAAGGAAAUGCUUCUCCCUUUUUUCCUGCAAUCGCUCCUCCUCGUAUGCUUCUUUUUCUCUUUUGUUCAUCCCAUGGAACCAAGCACAUCCAGGUGCUCCAAUACUUCCAUUCCUGAACCUUCCAUUCCUUAUCCUUUUGGUAUUGCUAGUAAGAGCCGCUUCCUGUCCCAAGGGUUCCAGAUAUCAUGUGGCUCUGGAUCGGGCAAAACUGGACCUGGUGGUCCGGUGCUAUCCAUUGGAGACAGUGUGUUUGGGAUUCUUGACAUCUCAUUGCUCGAUGGUUCUGUGACCGUAUUGGCUAGUAUCAAUUCUCAGCAGUGCAAAGGAAACUCUAGCAUUAACCUUGAGGGAACCAUCUUCACAUUCUCAGAUGCAAGAAACAAGUUCAUAGCUCUGGGUUGUAACAUGGUGGCCAUGCUAUUGAAUAGCAAUAGCGGGUAUAGCGGUGGUUGUGCUUCCUUUUGCUCUAGCAAAGAUAACAUCAUUAAUGGUUCGUGCUCUGGUGUGGCUUGCUGCCAAGCUUCGGUGCCAAAAGGGUUAAAGAAGUUGGAGUUAGAGUUCGGUAUUAUAUCUAAUAAGGACAACAAUACUCUGCCAUGUGGAGAGGCCUUCAUUGUGGAGCAGAACUCAUAUGUGUUUUCAAGUAUUGAUUUGAUCAACACAAAUAAUACGAAACCUCGAUACCGACCUGUUGUACUUGAGUGGUCUAUAGAUGGCGGCAGCUGUGAAGAGGUAAAAGAGACCACAGCAUAUGCCUGCAGGGAAAAUACCUAUUGCUACAAUUCAACAAAUGGAAUUGGUUACCGUUGCAAUUGCUCCAAGGGAUUUGAGGGGAACCCAUACCUGCAAGGUCCUGAUGGAUGCCAAGAUAUUGAUGAAUGCUCCACCAGAAAUCCGUGCACGCACAAGUGCGUCAACACAGAAGGUAGUUUCCAGUGCAGGUGCCCAGCAGGGAUGAGCGGCGAUGGCUUGAGGGAGGGCAGCGGUUGCAAUGGCGUGGGCACACUAGUAAUUGCAAUAGUCGCAGGAUUAGCUCUGCUAGUGCUUCUCUUCAUUCUUGGUUUCUGGACAUAUUGGCUUGUUAAGAAGAGGAAACUUGCGAAGACAAGACAGAGAUACUUUAUGCGGAAUGGUGGCUUGUUGCUGAAGCAGCAGAUGUUUUCUGAGAAGUCACAACUGCAUAUAUUCACCUCCAAUGAGCUUGACAAAGCAACCAACAAUUUCAGCGAUGACAAUAUUGUUGGCAGAGGAGGAUUUGGGACUGUGUACAAAGGCAUACUAUCCAAUCAAGUGGUUGUGGCAAUCAAGAAGGCACAACGAGUUGAUCAGACCCAGAUGGAACAAUUCGUCAAUGAGCUUAUCAUUCUUUCACAAGUGAACCACAAGAAUGUGGUCCAGCUAUUAGGAUGUUGUCUUGAGACAGAAGUUCCCUUAUUGGUUUAUGAAUUCAUUACCAAUGGGGCCCUUUUUCAUCAUCUGCACAAUACAUUGGCCCCGAUGUCAUGGGAGAAACGUCUAAACAUUGCAGUUGAAACUGCAUCGGCACUUGCAUACUUACAUUUAGCUGCAAAUAUACCAAUAAUUCAUAGAGAUGUCAAGUCAUCGAACAUACUUCUUGACAAGAACUUCACCGCAAAGGUGUCCGAUUUUGGUGCCUCAAGACCAAUACCAUACAAUCAGACCCAUGUAACAACAUUAGUGCAAGGAACACUAGGGUACAUGGACCCUGAGUACUUCCAGACAAGCCAAUUGACUGAGAAGAGUGAUGUGUACAGCUUUGGUGUAGUACUCAUUGAGCUACUGACAAGGAAGAAACCUAUUAUGGAUGGUGUGAUGGAAGACGUGAGAAGCCUAGCACUGCAAUUUAGUAUAUUAUUUCAUCAAAAUAAGUUGUUGGAUAUUGUUGAUCUUGAGGUAGCUGAGGAAGCUGGAAUGAGACAUGUUGAAACAAUUGCAAAGUUGGCGUUACGAUGCUUAAGGUUGAAAGGUGAAGAACGGCCGAGGAUGAUAGAUGUUGCAAUUGAACUUGAAGCACUGAGAAGGUUGAUGCGACAACACUUAAUCCUAAAGAGCGAGUCUUUGCCUCACGAGUCAUGGUGCCAUGAAGAGAUGAGCAUUGGCACACCACCGAGUUUGCACCUAGGGAAUGGUGGCAUUGCCGGAGAUGAAAGCAUGGAGAUCGUUCUACUUCCACCCGAAAGUCUUUGAUCAUAACUCAUUAACUCUGUCAUAAAUAGAAGGUUUUAGCUGCUUCCUAGCAUCUCAAUUCCUUCUUAGCGAUCUCUUUCUCUUCUGCUUAGCUUCCACUCCAGUUAAUGUAAUAUGUAUGGUUAUAAUAGUCUUUUUUUUGUGAGUCAUUUAGCCAAUCCUCA